GAGAGACAGAGUAUGCGAAGAGUGUGAAAACGAAGAGCAUAAACAACACGGGACGAAGAGAGAGAGAGAGAGAGAGAGAGAAAGUGUGUUUUAGAAAGAGAAAGAUAGAGAGAGAGACAAAGAGACUGUUUGUGUCUUCUUACCCAUUCGAGGAAUCAAAGCAUCUUUUUUCGAGCUCAAGAAGACGAGAGGCUAAAAGAUAAGGGAAGGGGCUGAAAAAUUAGGGUUUUUUUUUCCUUUAUCUUUCUUCUUUGCAUUCAGCUCGCUAAAUAAGUGUUAUCCAUCUCCGAGUAAUCAAGUAGCUUCACAACCUAAACCUGGAAAUAGAUCUUGGUGCAUCUCAAGAGUGUGAUUUUUAGGCAUUAUGGUGAUCUGAAUUUAUGUAGUUUGUAGGGACUCUCACGGGCUGUGAUCGGGUCAUGAAUGCGUGUCUGAGGACAUGCUUGAACCAAGGGGAGCGGACAUACCAAUAUUGUUCCUGGUUUUGGUUGUACUUCCUGUGGUAGCUUACAUAUUAUUAGGAAAAUGGAGUGAUAUUUCUGCUAAAAGAGGAAGGGCUAACUUGCUGGCUCAGAUGGCAGCUGAAGAAGCUUUUAGAGCUGAGACCAUGGUUAAUGCGAGUAGUGAUGGUAGAUAUGAGGCUGUAGCUACUGAGAUUAGGGCUCCAAGAACUAAGACCAAGACUGUUUCUGCUUCUAGUGGUACUGUAAGAGCCGAGUUUGUGGCUGGUGUGAGUGGGACUAUAGCAGAACAGAGAUCUGAUUCUGUGGCUGCUACAAGUGGGAUCCCAGCUGUGGCUACUCUCAACAAUAAUGAGUUACAUGUAUGUGCAAAAUGUUUUGGUCCUGCUAAGACACGUUGCUCAAGAUGCAAAUCUGUUAGAUAUUGUUCUGGGAAGUGCCAAAUAAUUCACUGGAGGUUAGCUCAUAAAGAUGAAUGUAUCCCUGUGGAGGCUUGCUCUUCUUCAUCUGAGAGGGUUUCCUUUGAGAANAUUCUGUUUAACUGCAAAUGGAAAACAUCCAUUUUUUCCUUGACAUGUACAAAACCACUCGUUGNAAGCUCUGUAGAUUUUGCAAGUUUGGGUAUCUCUCAGACAGAUAUUACGGCACAAGUCAACACGCAAGGGAGAAUAAGUGUAGGAAAACAAAAUUCUUCCAAGUCCAACCGAGAAUCAUCUAGAAGAGACAGUGCUACUUUGUUUGAUUCUUCUGAAGAAGUUUCUCGAGGUGAAGCUGCUUGUGCUGGUGGCGAUAACAAGAAGGGUCACACUAAACAUAAGUCGAAAAGCAACAGCUAUGCUGCCGAAACAAAUCCUAGAAAGCAUUCUGUUGACAGCUAUGGUGUGCAAAUGAAAGGACAGCCUUUUGUAAGUGGUAUGCAGGAAAGUCAUGAAAACAAUUUGGGAGCAAGAAGCUCUUUUGGUUGCCCAAACACACAAAUUCCUGCAAACGGUUACAAAACUGCUACAUUGCCCAAAACAGGUGUGAACAAAUCUGGAGAACAAGCAUGCACCGAGACAAGUAAGAAUGGGCAAGUUGCUGCGGUAUCAAAGAUUAAUAGGUCUACGGAUACUGGCAUCGCUGUAGAAAGCAAUGGCAUCUCCGCAACGAUGGGAAUAAUGAAGAUGAUGGGUUUAAGAAGUUCUACAAAUCAUGAUGAUCGACAUAAGAACCUGAAAAUGCUUUUUCCAUACGAGGAAUUUAUUAAAUUCUUUCAGUGUGAAGUGUUUGACUUAUCACCUAGGGGCCUUGUAAAUUGUGGAAACAGUUGCUACGCAAACGCAGUCUUGCAGUCCUUGACAUGUACAAAACCACUCGUUGCUUAUUUGCUUCGACGAUCACAUUCAAGAUCAUGUUCUGGGAAAGAUUGGUGCCUUAUGUGUGAACUUGAGCAACAUGUAAUGAUGCUUAGGGAAUCUGGAGGUCCACUUUCUGCUAGCAGGAUUCUCUCACACAUGCGAAGUAUAAAUUGUCAGAUUGGUGAUGGGAGUCAAGAAGAUGCGCAUGAGUUCCUAAGGCUUUUGGUUGCCUCUAUGCAAUCCAUAUGUUUGGAGAGGCUUGGAGGUGAGACCAAAGUGGAUCCAAGACUGCAAGAAACAACCUUAGUUCAACAUAUGUUUGGUGGACGUCUCCGCUCAAAGGUGAAAUGCUUGAGGUGUGAUCAUGAAUCAGAAAGAUACGAGAAUAUAAUGGAUCUCACAUUAGAGAUAUAUGGUUGGGUAGAAUCUCUUCAAGACGCCCUUACUCAGUUUACUAGACCGGAAGAUCUCGAUGGAGAAAAUAUGUAUCGAUGCAGCAGGUGUGCUGGAUAUGUUAGAGCAAGGAAAGAAUUGAGCAUUCAUGAAGCACCAAACAUUCUCACAAUUGUCCUCAAGAGAUUCCAGGAGGGAAAAUAUGGGAAAAUAAACAAAUGUAUAACUUUUCCUGAAAUGCUGGACAUGAUUCCUUUCAUGACAAGAACUGGAGAUGUUCCUCCGCUUUAUAUGCUUUACGCUGUCAUAGUUCACUUGGAUACUCUCAACGCAUCUUUCUCGGGUCAUUACAUUUCCUAUGUCAAAGAUUUGAGAGGGAAUUGGUACAGAAUCGAUGAUUCCGAGAUUCAUCGAGUACCAAUGACUCAAGUUAUGUCAGAAGGAGCUUAUAUGUUGUUCUACAUGAGAUCUUGUCCGCGUCCUCAAAAAGGAGAAUACUACGGAAAAGCUCAGGUUCAGCAUUUGCAACCAAGAUACGAGAUGAAGGAACAGAGGAAAUCACCGGUGAACCGCUUCAAACAGAGAGCAGACCACAAGAACACCGAAUCAUCAUCAAGUGAAUGGUCUCUCUUCACGAGCUCAGAUGAAGCUUCUUUCACCACAGAAUCAACCAGAGACUCUUUCAGCACCAUAGACUACACAGAUGUUUGCCACGUUGGAGACUCUUCUUCUCCUUUUGCCAUCUUCAACAACUUAUACCACAACGUUGAGCCAUCGCCACACAACACUGUUGCUUGCAGAAUGUUCUCAGGUACCAAACCAGAAACCCGGUAUUUCGUCGAGGAACAAACAAAUCACAACAACACGGUCGUGCUGGACUCUUCAUCAUCACCAGCACCAUAUCCAAGUCAAUCAGCAGCACCGUAUCCGUCCCAAGAUUAUUACGAGCAGGGUAUGUAUGUAAAUUAUGAGACUAACCCAGAAUCUAACAAUGGUCAGGAUCAGGAUCGAACUUACAGUUACUGGUAGUUAGUAGAAGAGACUAGAGAGGAUUCUGUUUUUGAACCUCCCUGAUUUUUAAAUAUGUUUAGAGAGAUCUCUUUAGGGAUACUUAACUCAAGUGCCCUGAGAUUUUUUUGUUUGUCUUUAAAUCAUCUGUGUGUUUGGGUAUCAGGGCAAAUGUUUAAAUCUCAUUUUAUCAAAUUCCCCUGUUUCUGUAUGCUC
This is a messenger RNA of Camelina sativa (false flax), 3415 nucleotides long. Lineage: Eukaryota; Viridiplantae; Streptophyta; Magnoliopsida; Brassicales; Brassicaceae. The record is from RefSeq and is a predicted model, not a curated record.